AUGGUCCUUCGUUCUGAUCUGCACAUCCCUCGCCCUCAACAACCCAUCCACUUGACUCUACUCGAGAAAUGUGCCUACUUCGAAAGAGAAAUGCCCGAUUUGGUCGCGUUUCGAAACUCAGCCGAUCACUCGGAUUUUCUCACAUACGGCCGUUUCAAGGAGAACAUUCUCCGUGUCGGCAACUAUUUUCACUCAAAUGGUUACAAGAAAGGAGAGGUAUGCGCCUUCGUUUUGCCAAACUGUUGGGAGUUCGCUGUGUCGAUGGUUGGCGCGUGGACGGCCGGGAUGACUGCCUCGGCGGCGUCUGUCCAAUUCACGCAUUACGAGAUCCACCACCAACUAGUCGACUCAGAGGCUGUCGUUGUGAUCACCGAAGAUACGUAUCUUGAAAAAGUGUUACAAGCGGUCAAAGAUGCGCCUAGGAUCAGGGAGAUCAUCUCAAUUCAAAGCUCCCCUUCUCCCCUCCCUCCAAACGUCACCGCAUUCCACAAAAUUCUCUCAACAUCUCCCGACUUCGAUCCACGAACGAUUUCGAUUGAUAUGGACAAUGAUCUAAUCACAUUGCCAUACAGUUCUGGUACAACGGGCGCGCCAAAGGGUGUGAUGAUCACGCAUCUCAAUCUCGCCUAUACUUUGGAUAUUUUCCUCGACAAUGAGCGCCGCACAUGGGAAGCGAUGGGCGUCGGCUUGGAAGUAGUCAUCGGAAGGACAUCGUUAGCUGUUUUGCCCCAAUAUCACGCGCUGGGCAUGUUCACUAUGGUGAGCCUUGCAUAUUCGGGCGUUCAGCAGAUGAUGUUCCGCAAGUACAAUCUCCGAUCUGUACUUGAGCACACCGAGAAAUUCAAGGUGACCGUGCUGAUCCUUGUACCAGCGAUCAUCACCCAACUGGCCUCCUCACCCCUCCUCGAUCAAUUCGAUCUUUCAUCUGUAAAGUCAAUCAGUUGUGGCUCGGCUCCACUGGGCAAGAAUGUGAUCGACAAGAUAAAGAGUCGACUACCGAUUUCGAUUCGACAAGGCUACGGAAUGACGGAGAUGUCGCUGGGGAGUCACUUCUCGCGUCUCGGUCAACCCGAGGAAGCAAUGGGGAAAUUGAAAGCAAAUAUGGAGAUGAAGGUGCUUAACCAAGAAACCGGCAAAGAGUGUGGUCCGAUGGAGGUGGGCGAGCUGAGAGUGAAAGGGCCGGUUGUGAUGAAAGGCUACAAGAAUCGCCCGGACGACACGGCGAAAACAUUUGACGAGGAGGGAUUCUUGAUCACAGGUGAUCUCGUCUACUAUGAUCAAGAUGGAUAUUUGUACGUGUGUGAGCGGACGAAAGAGUUGAUUAAGGUGAAAGGAGCACAGGUGGCCCCAGCCGAACUGGAGGAUCUCAUACUGGGCAUCGAUGGCGUUUUGGAUUGUGCGGUCACUGGGAUUCCCGAUGAGAGGAAUGGAGAGGUCCCCCGGGCAUUUAUCGUUCGUCGCGGCAAUCACCCGACCGAAGAGGAGAUUCAUCGAUACGUCAAUGAGCGCGUUGCCCGCUAUAAACGUUUGGACGGCGGGAUCACUUUCAUCGAUGCGAUUCCACGAACCCCAUCCGGGAAAAUGUUGAGGAGAAAGUUAAAAGAGCUAUAUCUACAAGAGACAAACAGCAAAUCAAAGCUU
Mesorhabditis belari is the source of this 1641-nucleotide messenger RNA. The record is from the annotation of a GenBank genome assembly. Lineage: Eukaryota; Metazoa; Nematoda; Chromadorea; Rhabditida; Rhabditidae.